This is a messenger RNA of Penicillium argentinense, 2052 nucleotides long. RefSeq names its product putative AMP-binding enzyme. Gene Ontology annotation, biological process: long-chain fatty acid metabolic process. Gene Ontology annotation, cellular component: membrane; endoplasmic reticulum. The record is from RefSeq and is a predicted model, not a curated record. Gene Ontology annotation, molecular function: long-chain fatty acid-CoA ligase activity. The transcript is spliced from 6 exons. Bases 1 to 2052 code for a protein of 683 amino acids. Lineage: Eukaryota; Fungi; Ascomycota; Eurotiomycetes; Eurotiales; Aspergillaceae.
AUGUUUUUCUCGCAACUGCCGGCUCACCUCGCCAAGGCAGAGGAGCUCAAGCAGCCCCCGCCCAAGGGCACUCCCUACUCGGUGGGCAUCCCGGGUACUGAGCAGGCUGGUCGGAGUCGUGUUUACCGAGCAUGGAACUACCAGAAGGAGCUGCUGAAGACGCUGGAUCCUCAGGUCGUCACUGCCCACGAUAUGUUUGAGUCGACCGCCAACCGCCAACCCAAGAACCACUGCCUCGGCUGGCGCUCAUAUAACCCGGCUACCAAGUCGUUCGAUCAAUAUCAAUGGAUCACCUAUGAGGAGGUGCAGAAACGGCGGGCUGCAUUCGGUGCUGGACUGGUCGAGCUGCAUCAGAAGCACAACGUUCACCGUCCAGGCCAGUAUGGAAUCGGCCUGUGGUGUCAGAACCGUCCUGAGUGGCAGAUCACCGAUCUGGCCUGCAUGUCCCAGGGUCUUUACUCUGUCUCCAUCUACGAUGUCCUGGCUUCGGACGCCACUGAAUACAUUAUUAACCAUGCCGAACUUAGCUGCGUCGUCACCUCGCUCCCGCAUAUCCCUACUCUCCUUAAGCUGAAGUCGACCAUGCCCGGUCUUAAGAUGAUUGUUAGUCUGGACCCGCUCGACGCCGGCGAGCAGGACGGCCACUCGAAGCGCGCUCUGCUCGAGUCCGUCGCCGCUGGCCUGGACGUCUCUAUCUACACCAUCAGCGAGGUGGAGGCCCUCGGCGAAGCCUCCAAGCGCGGAUACAAUCCUCCCUCGCCCUCAGACAUUGGUGUCGUCCUGACUCACCAAAACGCCGUCGCCGCCACCUCAGCCGGUCUGAUCACCAUUGGCCAGGCCCGGGGUGACACCAUGUGCUCGUACCUCCCGCUGGCACACAUUUAUGCCCGACUGGCCGAGCACACAGCCUUCUGGGGUGGUGCGCGAAUUGGCUAUUUCCAUGGCAACAUCGUCGAGCUGGUCGACGACCUCAAGCUCCUGAAGCCGACAGGCUUCAUGUCCGUGCCCCGUCUGUACUCCCGCUUCGGCACCGCCGUGCGCGCUGCCACCGUCGAGCAGCCCGGCUUCAAGGGCGCAUUGUCCCGCCACAUCGUUGCGACCAAGACAGCCAACCUCAAGAACCCUGACCCCUCCAAGGCGACGAUCCGCCAUGCCCUGUACGACCGCAUCUGGGCGAAGAAGGUACAUGGUCUCGGGCUCGGCCCCCUCGACCCAACCCUGCACAACUUCCUUCGCGUCGCGACCGGCACCGAUGUCCUCCAGGGCUACGGUCUAACCGAGUCCUAUGCCUGCGGCACCGCCCAGUCCACCGACGACCUAACCUCCGGCAACUGCGGCCGCCUCGCCCCCUGCGUCGAAGCCUGCCUCGUCUCCCUCCCAGACAUGGAAUACUCCGUCGACGACAAGCCCUACCCACGCGGCGAGCUGCUCCUCCGUGGCAACAACAUGUUCACCGAGUACUUCAAGAACCCCGAAGAAACCUCCAAGGCCAUGACCGAGGACGGCUGGUUCCGCACCGGCGACGUCUGCCAGAUCGACGAGAUGGGCCGCUUCAUUAUCAUCGACCGCCGCAAGAACGUCCUCAAGCUCGCGCAGGGCGAGUACAUCUCCCCCGAGCGUCUGGAGGGCAUCAUCCUCUCCGAACUGGGCUAUAUCGGCCAGGCCUACGUCCAUGGCGACAGCGUCCAGACCUUCUUGGUUGGUAUCUUCGGUGUCGCACCGGAUAUGUUUGCGCCGUUCGCGUCCAAGGUUCUGGGGAAGAAUAUCGCCCCGAAUGAUAUCGAGGCUAUCAAGGCUUCCCUUUCGGAUGAUAAGCUCCGCCGCGCUGUCCUCCGUGACCUUGAGCGCGUCGCGAAGAAGCAUAAGCUAGCUGGCUAUGAGCGUGUUAAGAAUGUUUCGCUUAAGGUUGAGCCGUUUACUGUUGAGAACAACCUGCUGACUCCGACCCUCAAACUGAAACGUCCUCCCACCACAAAACUCUACCGCCAACUGCUUGACCAGCUCUACGCCCAGGCUCUGGAGGAGCAGAACGCCCCCCGUGCGAAGCUUUGA